Messenger RNA from Salvelinus fontinalis (brook trout), 6176 nucleotides. RefSeq names its product zinc finger, SWIM-type containing 6 (gene zswim6). The record is from RefSeq and is a predicted model, not a curated record. The transcript is spliced from 14 exons. Gene Ontology annotation, molecular function: zinc ion binding. Bases 555 to 3959 code for a protein of 1134 amino acids. NCBI's taxonomy places the organism in Eukaryota, Metazoa, Chordata, Actinopteri, Salmoniformes, Salmonidae. Gene Ontology annotation, cellular component: Cul2-RING ubiquitin ligase complex.
CUUUGGAACUGUAGCCUACGUCACAGAGGGCGUCUCUGUGUUCCAGCACGCCCGCCCCCUCUCCACGAGGCCUGGCCAACUGACAGUUACAAUCACCGUCUUCACCCAACGGAUUCACCCGCUUUAAACCCCCCCUUCACCUCCGUUUGUCGUGUUUUGCGGCCACGAAUGCCUUCUCCGUCCGUCAAUCACGAGGGAAAUAUCCAUGGACGCCAACCAAUUUCCCUACACCGCCUUUAAAUCCUGAACGAAAAACCAAUGUUUUCCCGGCCCCUCUCAGCUCCUGUUCGAGCCGUCCGCCUCACAAAGGAUUUGCCGACGUUCGGGAAUUCCGCGUUUCAUUCCUUUUUUUAGAACAGGAUAGACCCGCCCCUUUCUUCAUUUGUCAACACAAAGAGGAUUUGACAACACUGUUAAAGGACCGCCCAUCAUGCCCAAAUAAGGUUCAUUUGCCCAUACACGGCAAACAAUCGAUUCGAGUGUAACAUUUUCCCUUCCUUAUCCCGUUUAUAUGGUAGGUUCACUUCCGCCGUUGAUGUUAAAGCAGUGCUAUCAUGGCGGAGCGCGUUCAGCAGCCCCCAGCCAAACGGCUCUGCUGUAGACCGGGUUAUAAUACGAAUUGUAGACAGGGACAACGGGUCGGGGGUACGUUAUGUGGCGGUUCGGGUACGGCCCAAGGUGGGUCGAGCAAAACCCUGAGUCCGGAGUCUCUGUUGGAUAUCUCGGCCCGGAAAGUGGCCGAGAAGUGGCCGUUUCAACGGGUAGAGGAGCGCUUUGAACGGAUCCCGGAGCCUGUACAGAGAAGGAUCGUUUACUGGUCGUUCCCCAGGAGUGAACGGGAGAUCUGCAUGUAUUCUUCGUUCAAUACGGGGGGAGAGGAGAGUGGAACUAGCGGGGAAAAUAGUGAUGAGACGCGGCUGCCUUUCAGACGAGGUAUCGCUCUGUUGGAGAGCGGCUGUGUGGACAACGUAUUGCAAGUCGGGUUCCACCUUAGCGGAACGGUAACAGAACCGGCCACAGCGUCGGAACCCGAGCUCGUCUGCAGUGUGAGCGUCAGCUUCGACCGCUGCAAGAUCACCGCGGUAACGUGCAGCUGCGGCAACAAGGACAUCUUCUACUGCGCCCACGUUGUAGCGCUGGCCCUGUACCGUGUACGGAAGCCCGAGCAGGUCAAACUACACCUGCCCAUCUCAGAGACUCUGUUCCAGAUGAAUAGAGACCAGCUGCAGAAGUUUGUCCAGUACCUGAUAACAGUACACCACACCGAGGUGUUGCCCACUGCUCAGAAACUAGCUGAUGAGAUUCUGUCUACCAACUCUGAGAUCAACCAGGUCCACGGGGCCCCGGACCCUACGGCAGGGGCCAGUGUAGAUGAUGAGAACUGUUGGCACCUGGAUGAGGAGCAGGUUCAGGAGCAGGUGAAACUCUUCCUCUCACAGGGAGGAUACCACGGCUCUGGGAAACAACUCAACCUGCUCUUCAGCAAGGUGAGAGAGAUGUUGAAGAUGCGUGACUCCAACGGUGCCAGGAUGUUAACGCUGAUCACAGAACAGUUUAUGGGCGACCCUCGUCUGGCUCUGUGGAGGCAACAGGGAACCACCAUGACUGACAAAUACAGACAGCUGUGGGAUGAGCUAGGUGCCCUGUGGAUGUGUAUUGUGCUCAACCCCCACUGUAAGUCGGAGCAGAAGUGUGUGUGGCUGAGACAGCUGAGACGGUGGAACGGUGUUGACGUGUGUCCCUGGGAGGACGGAAACCACGGCAACGAACUGCCCAACCUCACACACGCACUGCCGCACGGCAACCCAGACUCGUCGUCUCGUCCUCACAGGACAGUGUUUACGAGGGCCAUCGAGGCCUGCGACCUGCACUGGCAGGACACGCACCUGCAGCGCAUCAUCACACAUGACCUCUACACGCACUCACACGCACACUGUCACCACGACAACCAUGGCAGUGCAGGGGCACUGUUCGACGCCCGUGGCUGGCCCCUCUGGCACGAGCACAUCCCUACAGCGUGUGCGAGGGUGGAUGCGCUGCGGUCACAUGGUUAUCCCAGGGAAGCCUUGCUGUUGGCCAUCGCUAUCGUCAACACUCUCAUACGGCAGCAACAGAAACAUCUUGAGCUCUUCCGCAGCCACAAAAAAGAGCUGCUCCAUAAAGGCAUGACAUCUGUCACCAACAUGGAGGGCUGGGUGGGACACCCCCUGGACCCUAUAGGCACUCUGUUCAGCACCCUACUGGACACGGGACGGGGAGACGAGGAGGGGCGCAACGCCUUCCUCGACUUCUCAGGCUCUGUGAGUUCAGCCAAAAGGUCGGAGCCCCACCUCUUCCCAGCACAACGCUUACUGGACGAUGGCCAAUCGUUCGUAGCACUGGCCGUAGAGACGGCUCUGAUCGGCUUAGGGCAACAGAGGGUGAUGCCCGACGGCCUAUAUGCCCAGGAGAAGGUGUGUCGCAACGAAGAGCAGCUAUUGGCCAAGCUCCAGGAAGUGGAACUGGACGACGCACUGGUCAAGAUCUUCCGCAAGCAAGCAAUCUUCCUGCUAGAGGCUGGUCCAUACAGUGGUCUAGGAGAGUUGCUCUACAGAGAGAGUGUUCCCAUGCAUACCUUUGCCAAGUAUCUCUUCACCUCCCUACUACCUCACGACACUGAACUGGCGUACAAAAUUGCACUGAGAGCCAUGAGGUUACCGGUCCUGGAAUCCAUGGCUCCAUCAGGUGAUCUGUCCAGACCUCACCAUAUAGUGUCAAUGGUCCCCAACCGCUACCCUCGCUGGUUCACUCUGUCUCAUAUAGAGUCACAACAAUGUGAACUGGCCUCCACCAUGCUCACCGCAGCCAAAGGUGACGGGCGUAAGUUAGAAACAGUGUUAGAGUCCAUCCAGAAGAACAUCCACUCCUCGUCUCACAUCUUCAAACUGGCUCAGGACGCCUUCAAGAUCGCUACUCUGAUGGACAGUCUACCGGACAUCACACUGCUCAAGGUCUCACUGGAGCUGGGUCUUCAGGUGAUGAGAAUGACUCUGUCCACGUUGAACUGGAGGAGGAGAGAGAUGGUACGGUGGCUUGUCACCUGUGCCACAGAAGUUGGUGUGUAUGCGUUGGACAGCAUCAUGCAGAGUUGGUUCACCCUGUUCACCCCGACCGAGGCCACCAGCAUCGUGGCCACCACCGUCAUGUCCAACACCACCAUCGUCCGCCUGCACCUGGACUGUCACCAGCAGGAGAACCUGGCCUCCUCCGCCCGGACCCUGGCCCUGCAGUGUACCAUGAAGGACCCCCAGAACUGUGCCCUCUCCGCCCUCACGCUCUGCGAGAAGGACCACAUCGCCUUCGAGACGGCCUACCAGAUUGUCCUGGACGCGGCCGUCACGGGGAUGAGCUACACACAGCUGUUCACGAUAGCCAGGUAUAUGGAGCACAGAGGAUAUCCCAUGAGGGCCUACAAGCUGGCCACGCUAGCCAUGGCCCACCUUAACCUCAGCUACAACCAGGACACCCACCCAGCUAUCAACGACGUGCUGUGGGCCUGCGCUCUGAGCCACUCUCUGGGGAAGAACGAGCUGACUGCCGUCAUCCCCCUGGUGGUGAAGAGCGUGAAGUGCGCCACUGUGCUGUCAGACAUUUUGAGACGGUGCACGUUGACUACGCCGGGCAUGGUGGCGCUGCACAGCCGCAGGAACUCUGGGAAGCUGAUGUCGCUGGACAAGGCGCCGCUCAGGCAGUUGCUGGACGCCACUAUCGGGGCCUACAUCAACACCACGCACUCUCGCCUCACGCACAUCAGCCCGCGCCACUACAGCGAGUUCAUAGAGUUCCUUAGUAAGGCCAGAGAGACGUUCCUCAUGGCCCAGGACGGACACAUCCAGUUUACCCAGUUCAUAGACAACCUCAAACAGAUCUACAAGGGCAAGAAGAAACUCAUGAUGCUCGUACGGGAGAGGUUCGGUUGACGAAAGACGAAACGUUAAAAAAACUAUUGUGAUUGGUCGAUGAAUCUAUGGAGAUUGAGAGCGAUCACGGCCCCUUUUACUUGAUCCCGCCUUUGUAUCCUUUUGUAACUUAAAAAGUGACGGAAAAAAACGGAAAAACGGAAAGAAAAAACAGAAAACAAGAAAAACGAAACGACUAAAAACAAACAAGAAAAGGCCACAUCGGUAUUAAUGUGUAUAUAGACCCUAUUUAGUUCACAAACAAACAAAAAAAGAACAUUUGUUGUGGAUGUGUGUGUGUGUGUGUGUGUGUGUGUGUGUCCCUUUAUAUGUAUGAAGGAGUGUGAGAGAGAGAGAGAGAACUAAAAAUACAAUCUUUUGGUUUACACUGAGUAUAUGUUGUCCAGUGGCGAGAUGUCCUCAUAGCACUCCUGUUCCCCUUCUGUUAAACGCUCACAGAGACAAACACGGCUUAAACCAAACGGAGCAACUCCAUCAGACGUGAAAAGUACCUCGUACGGACCCAGCUUUACUCCCCCCUUGUCCUCACCCCUCCCUCCCCACUCAGUGUAGUCAAAGUGUGCAAACGGUAGACGUAAAAGAACAACACAAACAAACAGUUCAGUUCACAUUUCACAGUUUUUCCUUUUAUUUACUGUUUUUGUUUCUUGAGUAACAGUGAUCACCAACUCCAGUCUGACUGUCUGCCAUGGCUUUGCAGUGUUGUUCACCCUGAUGCUACACACACACACACUAAACAAGCAAAUAAACACAGAAAAACACACCCACACUCAAACUCACGCGGUUGCAGGAACACUGUAAACACACCCUCGCAGAAAACACACACUUAUACUGUCAUAGUGCUUGCGCUUGUGGAAAACUUAGCAACUGUCAACAUACAUUCUCAGGGAUUUCUCUAAAAAAAAGGAAAGUGAAAAAAGAAAGAGUGAGAGCAUUUUAUUGUACUGUGUAUAUAUAAUAGUAUAUGUCUGAAUAGUGAAAAACAAAUGUAUACGUUAACUAAUUUAUAAAUAAUAUUCUAUGUAAUGCAAAAUACUUGAAGCUGCAGUACCUUGGUUUUUUAUAGCAAAAACAUAUCAGAAGGACAAUUAAAAUGUGUCGCCUUGCGUUGCAUCAUCAGGGGCCAGGACAAAGGUCAAAGGUUAGGGGUCACUUCAGUAGGACUGUUAGCUGGGUGACCCCGCAGAGACAGACAGACAGACUGACUGACACCCACUGGACUGCUUGACAGGAACUGGCUGUUUGCAAAACAGGACAUGGAUGUUGUAUUUUGUAUGGACCAGCAAAAUAUAUGUAUCCUCCAGUUGUAGACACAGUUUCAUUGGGCACCGCAGAAGAAGAGGAAAGAGAGAGACUUCCCAGGAGCCAGAUCAGUGAGCCUUAGCAUUACAGAUGUAGAACAAGGGCCCAGUGCCUAUGAAGCCGUCAAAUGUAGAUCUGACAAAACCCCUGACUCUUUACUAAUAAUCAGCGUAAAAAUUUGGCCUGACCACGCCUCGUGUCUCUUUCCGCAGUGAUCAAGUUACAAAAAUGAAGCUCCAUUAUAUGCACAACAACCAACCAACAACAUGUACAUGCCUCCACAACCAACCAACAUGUACAACAUGCCUCUUCUGCUGACUCCCUGACUUUGUGCAGGACAGAAAGUUGCUAUGUAGGUCUUGACUGUUCCAACUUUUUUUUACGCUUUUUUUAUUUUUAUGUUUCUCUCUUUUUGAAUUUUUUUAUUUUCUCUCUAGAAUUCCUCAACGAGAACAGCCUUCUUUCUUGCCUUGUCUUAAUGCUUUAAAACAACCAAACGGGAGUUCUAACUACCAAACUUCGUUCAUUAAAUUUAAAAAGCCAACCAACUUUGGUUACAACUUUUAGUGUCUUUAAUUUUUAGCUGAAUGGUUUUGUGUUCAGUGCUUUGAAAAUCCCUUCUCCUCUGUUUGUUUUUGGGUGCAGAAACGUUGUCUAGUGUCUCUUGUCCCCUCCUCCCCUAGAGGUUUGUCCGUAGUUCCUUUUGUCCAGAGGCAGAAAUAUAAUUCAUAUUCCAUUUUAUUUAUUAUGAUAGGUAAACGAUUGUACUUCAACAGUGUCAGCAUUGCUCAUGAAGUUGAAAUUCAGAUUUGAUACACCGAUAUCAAUUUAUUUAUGUAACUAAAUCACUGUUUUAUAAACUUGUUAAUGAUUCAACUUUUUUUUGUUUUAAUUAAAAUUAGUUUUUUGAGAGGA